GUCAAAUGAGUUUUAAUGGCUGUCGUAUUGACAUUAUUACGUUGACGUUAUUGAGGCUGAUAAAUGUAACGUGUAAGGGGAUCUUUUGUUAGUUCAAAAUGGAAUCCUAUCUUAAGUGGAGUGUGAUAAUCGGUUUGUUUGGAUUCUGUUAUUCAAUUGAUACACAAUAUAUGAAUGAAGCAUGUAAUGGAAGUAGUGUGAUAGAUACAACCUUAUUAUUAGAAACAUCCAAAUCUCUGUCAUAUCCACCAUUGAUGAACUGUUUUCAUAGAGUUAAUGUAGCCAGUGGUUUUAAAGUACAUGUUUCUGUUGAAAGAUUUGAACUAGAAGAGAAAAUGGCUAAUGCCUGUGUUGAUUAUUUGAUUCUAUAUGAUGGCGCAGAUCAAAAUGCACCAAUUCUGAAUUCUGAAGUUACGUGUGGUAAAACAGCACCGGAAAAUGUAACAUCUUCCAGUAACAUUCUCACAUUUUACUUUAAAAGUGACCAUUCUUCAGCUUUACGUGGAUUUGCUUUUGUUGUGACACCAGUCACGGAUGUACCAUGUAGUUCUAGUCAGUUACAAUGUAACAAUAGUUUAUGUAUUGAUGCCAGUUUAAAAUGUGAUAGUUAUAACCAAUGUGGUGAUAAAACAGAUGAAAAUGAUUGUCAAGUAAUUGGAAGUUCAAAAAUAGAUGACAGUAAUACUACAUUAAUAAUUGGGUUAGUUAUUGGUAUAACUAUUCUUAUUGCUAUAAUUAUCGCCAUAGUAAUCAAUGUCUAUAAAAACAAUAAAUGGAAACGUUUUUUAAAUCAGCAUUUAGAAGACCCCGAUGUUUGGAACGCCUCCCCCUCGUAUCCAGUGACGCAGAAAUACUUUACAAGUGGUCGAGGAAAUUACAACACUUUAUCAAACGAAAACUACAACGAAGUGACAUUGCAACCUCAUAGCGAGGAAUCUAUUCACAACAGUGAAAUUUAAGCUGCAAACUUAGCUAUGUAUAUUGAUUUCAUUACCGUGUGCUUUUUUCAACGUUUUUCAUAUCAUAAUAUACAUUUGAAUUAUCAAACUGUUGAGUUCUAAAGAUUCAAUGCAGAAAGCUACAAUUUAAUAGCGUGUUUAAAGAGAUAGGCCUACUAUACCCCAUAGAAUGCACAUAAAAUUUAACUUGUCAAAUUUGCCAAUAUAUUGAUUAGAGGACUUAUGUCAUAAAUGAAUAUACAACAAAAUCCCUUAUAAUCUGAUAUAUCCAUAUAAAAAACCUCAUUAUAGAAAACUGCUAUAGCCUGUUAUGGCACUAUGGACAAGUCAGAAUAUUAAUAUAUGUAUUCGUAUUGGUCAAGUUUGAAAAUCUAAAUUUUAUCUUCAUUUUAAGAGGAACUAUUCCUUUAAAAGAGACUCUGUUUCAACUCAAUUGUGAAUUAGUAUGUUAUUUGAAGAUGCAUAUUCAUAGGUGAACUUACCUAGCUUCUAAGCCUGUUUCAAUAAGUUCGCAGUUUUGAGGAUGAUUUACUUAGUUUUAUGGAUUAUUCUAAGCGAUAGUAUUCCCAUAAAAUAUCUAGGUAUUAUAUUAUCCAAAAUUGGAUAUAAGGUACAUAAAGAUCCAUUUAAUUUUUUUUUACUUGUAUGAAUGACAAGAAGUGAUGCCAUAAAUUGUGAUGUUGGUGAUCAACUCAUUAAUGUUUUAGCCAUAUUGAUUUGUAAGAUCAUCACAUUCCAUUAAAAACAACUGGGGUUAUUUUACUCAGAAGAUCAAAUCUAAAGGAGCGCCAUGGGCCCUAAUUACAUUUAGAUAAGAAGUGUAAAUUCAACGUUUGAUUUUGAAAUAAAUGAUUGAAAAUUU
Lottia gigantea (owl limpet) is the source of this 1821-nucleotide messenger RNA. RefSeq lists its product as hypothetical. Gene Ontology annotation, molecular function: protein binding. The transcript is spliced from 4 exons. Lineage: Eukaryota; Metazoa; Mollusca; Gastropoda; Lottiidae. Bases 99 to 959 code for a protein of 286 amino acids. The record is from RefSeq and is a predicted model, not a curated record.